Messenger RNA from Anoplophora glabripennis (Asian longhorned beetle), 2644 nucleotides. Its product is annotated as zinc finger MYM-type protein 1-like. Lineage: Eukaryota; Metazoa; Arthropoda; Insecta; Coleoptera; Cerambycidae. The transcript is spliced from 4 exons. The record is from RefSeq and is a predicted model, not a curated record. The coding region runs from base 467 to 1927 and encodes 486 amino acids. Gene Ontology annotation, molecular function: protein dimerization activity.
UGAUAUAAAAAAUGCACUGUUUUGUUUUCCGUGCUUAAUUUUCGGUGGGGAUAAACCAUGGACAAUAUACGGUGUGAAGGAUUUAAGUCAUUUAAAUCAGAGCAUCAAGAGACAUGAAAUAACAAAAAAACAUUUGUCGAAUGAGAUUAACUUGGCCCUAUUAGAUAAAAUAAACAUAAGAAGUCAGUUAGAUUCUGCAUAUUGGGAUAAUAUACGGCAACACAAUGAACAGGUAACGAAAAAUCGUUAUGUAUUAUCUAGAAUUAUAGAUAGCAUAAAAUUUUGCGGAGCUUUCGAAUUAGCGCUUUGCAGACAUGACGAGACGGACAAUUCGGACAACCCUGGUGUGUUUCGUGCACUCAUAAAUUUUAGUGCAGAUCUUGACGACAUAUUAAAAGAACAUCUAGGAAAAACUACUAUUUUUAAAGGGACUUCGAAAGAUAUACAGAAUGAUCUUCUGCAGUGUAUGCUUGAAGUGUGCAGAAACAAAAUAGUGACUGAAAUUAAUCAGUCAAAUUAUGUUGCUGUUAUGGCAGAUGAAAUUACAGAUGUUUCUUCAAAAUUUCAAAUGGUCGUUGUCUUGCGCUACGUACACGAAGGCAGUCCUGUGGAAAGAUUUUUGGCAUUCAUCAAUCCGGAAAAGCACGAUGCUGAGUCUUUAACACAUUCUAUUCGUUCCGUACUUGAUCCAUUAUUGGAAGAAAAUUGUAAUAAGUUGAUUGCUCAAGCUUACGACGGCGCGGCUGUUAUGAGCGGUAGGCAUGCCAGUGUUUAUACAAGAAUAAGAGAAAAAUAUCCCCUGGCCUAUUUUGUGCAUUGCUACGCUCACCAGCUAAAUUUGAUAAUGUCGCAAGCAGUUUCACAAAACACGCAAGUGCGUAUUUUUUUUUCAAUCAUGGAUGACAUCGUUAAUUUCUUUUCAAAUUCUCCUCAAAGAUUGGAUAUAUUAACUGAAGUGGUGGGGAAAAGAAUACCGCGUGCCGUUCAAACUCCCUGGAACUUUAAAAGUAGCGCUGUAAAUAUAAUUUAUGAAUAUAGAACUUCUUUAAUAGAAUGUAUGCAACAAAUUCAGGAACAAUUUUCCAGUGCAAAGGCUAUCAAUCAAGCGAGUGCUAUAGAACGAUUACUUCAUGAUAAAGUGUUUCUAUUUUGGCUAAAUAUUUUUCAUAACAUUAUGCCACAUGUUGAUAUUUUGUAUAACCAGCUACAAACGAGAAUAACUGAUCCCGUAGUGAUUAAAAGUGCGAUCGAUACUUUUGAAAACUGUAUUAAUAAUGUUCGAAAAGAUAUUAAAUCUGUUAUUAAGAGAGGCGAAGAACUGUUUAAAUUCGAAUCAGAAUCUGCUCCGAAACGAAUGCGAGUUUCAGAAGAAAGUUUACGCGCAUCAGCUCUUGAGGUUUGUGAUGUUAUGAUACAAACGGCAAAAACUAGAUUUGAAUACAGUGGCCACUUGCUUGCAUCAACUUUAUUCUUUUCCGAUCACUUUGAUAAGUACUCCAAAACAUUUCCCGAUGAUGUAUUGAAGACUACAGUUGCAGCAUAUCCAGUAUUUGAAGUUGAACGUUUGCGAACUGAGUUGACUCUCAUUUAUAUGAGGCCUGAUUUUCGUGAAAUCAAUGGGGCUGUAGCUUUUUUAAAUAUGAUUAGAGGAAAUAAUUUGGAACAAACAUUUAAAGAGACCAUCAAAUUGCUGGAGAUAAUAAUAACAAUCCCAAUGUCAACGGCUGAGACGGAACGAUGCUUCUCAACUUUGAAACGAGUGAAAAACUUUUUAAGAAAUUCAGUGUGUGUGGACAGGUUAUCGGCACUUUCCAUGUUGUCUAUAGAGAAUACUUUAAUUAAAAAUGACAUUAAUUUCAAUGAAAAAGUAAUUGAAAUGUUUGCCAGUACGAAACAGUGCCGUAUUGAUUUAGUUUUCAAAAAAUAACAUUAAAAGUGAUGAGUGAUACUCUGUUACAGUGUUUUAACAUUUUUAAAUACUUGACCUCAACUUUAAAAUCUCUGGGAACCUUGACUGCAGCUUGACACUUUGAAACGGUUAACGACUGUGUCACAGACUAGUCAGAGAUGAAGAGUUCAAAAUAGUGCAAUGCUGGAACCUUUGGAGUAAUGUAUCGGAAAUCUCUACAUAUACCACAACCUUAUCGGGAAAGAUGAAAGGAAAGAAGGUAACUUCUUUGAGGUGAAAGACAAAAUUAAAAACUGUUAUUAUAAAUGAAAAGAAUCCACACUUGUGGAGUGGAACGUUGUCAUUACUUUAGGAUUUACUCGAAAAAACUAUAUCAAAACUGCUAUAUUCCCAAAUGGCAACCAAACUAACAAACCUAUUUGAGAAGCCCCAAUUACACACAACUCGUCGCAAGCCGCCUUUGGUUCAUUGCCAAGAAGCUCCAAACUUGGCCAACGAUGCCUCUCUACGUCGAAAGAAGAAAACGACCAACCAAUCCUCCUAAUUUCAUUCAGGCAGUCCCCAGUAUUUUUGUAUUGGGAUUGACACUUGAAGAAGGACUGCCAAGGUUCCGUGCCUCGACAGAUUGAACUGGACACUAAUUCUGCGUUCGUAUUAUGCAGAUAAACUAAAGUUUUAUCCUCACGAGAAUGCAAAGUCAAAGGUACUAUAAAGGUGGUAACGCUGGAAGUAAGG